Messenger RNA from Mycotypha africana, 630 nucleotides. RefSeq names its product NADH dehydrogenase iron-sulfur protein 8. The record is from RefSeq and is a predicted model, not a curated record. Gene Ontology annotation, cellular component: membrane. The transcript is spliced from 4 exons. The coding region runs from base 1 to 630 and encodes 209 amino acids. NCBI's taxonomy places the organism in Eukaryota, Fungi, Mucoromycota, Mucoromycetes, Mucorales, Mycotyphaceae. Gene Ontology annotation, molecular function: NADH dehydrogenase activity; 4 iron, 4 sulfur cluster binding. Gene Ontology annotation, biological process: mitochondrial respiratory chain complex I assembly; mitochondrial electron transport, NADH to ubiquinone.
AUGACGAUAGGCCCCGCCGGUGUCCGUUCUCGCUUUUUAGUCGCACCCCUUGUGAGCAGUACUACUAGAAAUUUUAGUCAAACUAUCACGGCUCAGCAAGCUACGCCUAGAGACAUUAGUCAUCAAAUCAGUGGAAAACCAAUGGGUGUAUUAGAUGUAGCUGCUAGACAUUUACUGCUGACAGAACUGAUUAGAGGCAUGUGGAUAGUUUUGGAAAACUUCUUCCGUCCACCCUAUACAAUCUACUAUCCAUUUGAGAAAGGGCCUAUUUCUACUCGUUUCAGAGGCGAGCAUGCACUCAGAAGAUAUCCCACUGGUGAAGAGCGUUGUAUUGCUUGUAAAUUGUGUGAAGCUAUUUGUCCUGCCCAAGCUAUUACUAUCGAAGCUGAACCUCGUGAGGAUGGAUCUCGUCGUACCACCCGAUAUGAUAUUGAUAUGACAAAGUGUAUUUACUGUGGUUUUUGUCAAGAAGCUUGUCCUGUCGAUGCUAUUGUUGAGUCCCCCAAUUACGAAUAUAUCACAGAAACCCAUGAAGAGCUGUUAUACAAUAAAGAAAAGCUUUUGGCUAACGGUGAUAAAUGGGAGCCUGAGCUUGCCAGAAAUAUACAAGCUGAACAUCCCUAUCGUUAG